UUCACUCAUCCUUGAGUCUGUCCAUCCUUGAGCCAGGCAUCCCGAUUAGCCGGCACACGAGAACGCACGCCGGGGAGGAGAUGAAGAAGCAUCCCCUUUUGCUGCUGCUGCUGGGACUGCCGCUGAUGCUGCUGUUUCUGCUGCUGCUGCCAUCACCUGCAUUCUCACAAAGAACCAGAAACUCAGGGAGGGUGCUCAUCAUUUGGGCAAGGAAGGUGAGAAGGCAAAGCCAAGGCUGGGGCCGCUGGGGAGAGUGGAGCCGAUGCAGCAGGACCUGCGGUGGGGGUGUCAGUUUCCAGGAGCGACAUUGCUACUCCCAGAGGAGAGAUGGAGGCACCAGCUGUAUUGGACCCACCCGAAAUUAUCGUUCAUGCAACAUUGAGAGCUGUCCUCAGGGCACCCAGGAUUUCCGAGCAGAGCAGUGUGCAGAAUUUGAUGGCAAGAAAUUCCAAGGAAAGAGAUACAAGUGGUUUCCAUAUUAUGGAGCUGCCAACAAAUGUGAGCUGAACUGUAUCCCCAAGGGGGAGAACUUCUACUACAGACACAAGGAGGCAGUGAUGGACGGGACCCUGUGUGAGCCGGGCAAACUGGAUGUGUGUGUGCAGGGCACUUGUCAGGCUGUUGGCUGUGACCACAUGCUCUACUCAUCUAAGAAAGAAGAUAAGUGCCUACAGUGUGGGGGUGACGGCCGGUCUUGUUAUCCAGUCAAAGGCAUUUUUGAUGCCAAUGACCUCAGCAAAGGUUACAACCAGAUUUUGGUCAUUCCUGCAGGAGCUACCAGUAUCCAUAUUGCGGAAGCCACAGCCAGCAGGAAUUUCCUGGCAGUGAAAAAUGUGCGGGGGCAGUACUACCUGAAUGGCCACUGGACGAUUGAGUUUGGUCGGGCCCUGCCAGUGGCCAGCACCAUCCUUCAGUAUGAACGAGGGUCUGAGGGGGACCUAGCACCCGAACACCUGCACGCCCGGGGCCCUACCUCCGAGCCCCUGGUCAUUGAGCUUAUCAGCCAGGAGCCCAACCCAGGGGUGCAGUAUGAGUACUACCUGCCCCAGCAGCCCCUGGACACUGGCUUCAGCUGGAAUCAUGGCUCCUGGAGUGACUGCACUGCAGAAUGUGGAGGAGGUUAUCAGACCCGCCUGGUAUUCUGCACCAUUGACAAUGAGGUUUACCCUGAUCACAUGUGCCAGCAUAAGCCCCAGCCAUCUGACAAUCGCACUUGCAACCUUCAGGCCUGCCCACAAACCAAGCGGAUCUCAUACCUCCACCCGCCGGGAGUGUGGAGCCAUGGCCGAGCCCGAGGCAUGUGUGGGAAAAGCUGGAAGGCUGGGCCAUGGAGUGCCUGCUCAGCCCCAUGUGGAGGAGGUUCCCAGUCCCGUCAUGUCUACUGUGUUGCAUCUGAUGGGGCAGGUGCAGAGGAGGCAACAGAUGAAGCUUCAUGUGCAGCCCUGCCAGCGAGGCCUCCAAACACACGGUCCUGCAACAUGCACAGAUGUGCAGCAUGGAGUUCGGGGCCCUGGGGAGAGUGCUCCUCCAGCUGUGGCCCAGGGGUUCGGAGCCGGACUGUCACCUGUUGGGGUGAUGAAGGCUCUCCCCUCCAGGAUUUUGCCUGCUCCUCAGUGGACAAGCCUCCCCUGACUGAGGCCUGUAUGGGAGAGAACUGCCCUCUUCAGGAACCUGGCUGGCAUAUUGGUGACUGGGGGCUGUGCUCUAAGAGCUGUGAUUCAGGCAUCCGGAAACGGCAAGUCAUUUGUGCUGACAGGGAAUCCAAUGUCUAUAACUCCAACCUCUGCCAGGCUCGCCAGCCCCAGAUGCCAGAGGAAGUGGAAGCUUGUAACACACAGUCCUGCCACCUGCCUCAAGAGGUCCCUAGCAUGCAGGAUGACACCAGUCGCCAGGACCCGUUGGCCUACUUGGACCCUCUGGAAAAUCCUUCCCAAGGUACCAGGGAGGAAUGGCGGAUACACAGGAACCAGCCCACAUCUGGACAUACCCCUGAGGGAGACAGGGGCUCUAACCUGUUGCCUCAACACUGGGAGUCCGGCUGGAGUAUCUCCAGAUCUCAGCAGCACCGCCACCAGGAAGACCCCGUUGUGAGGUCACAGUCUCAUGACUGCAGCCGCAGUCUCCACGGGUGCUGCCCAGAUGGCUAUACGGUGGCGCUUGGCCCCUCAGGGCAUGGCUGUCCCAGGAUCUCGUGUCAGCAGAACAGGUAUGGAUGCUGCCCUGAUGGAGUCUCGUCAGCCCUGGGCCCGAACCUCGCAGGCUGCCCACUGUCCUCCGGGAGCAGACAUGGGCCCAGAGCAGCCUCCUCUACGGCUGGGCAAACUGAGCCUCAGCCAAAUCCCUCUGUGGAGUGCCGAAGAUCCCAGUAUGGCUGCUGCUAUGACAACGUGGCUUCCAGCGCAGGCCCCCAGGGAGAAGGGUGCAAAGGCAGGCCCAACUAUCCGUACCCAGUCCGGUGCCUGCUGCCCAGCGCCCACGGCUCCUGUGAGGACUGGACCCCACGCUGGUACUUCGUUCCCGCUGUGGGCAAGUGCAACCGCUUCUGGUACGGGGGUUGCCACGGCAACAGGAACCACUUCCUCUCCGAAGAGGAGUGCGUGAAAAGCUGCCAAGAGGGGGCUGACGACAGUGCCCCAGGACCCCUUGCUCACGGGGCGGAGCAGGGAUGGGCGUCUCCCUCCCAGAGGGAGGCAGGCACACUUGUGGGGCCCGGCCAGCCCAGGCAAGGGCCUUCCGGCUACAGCCGAGGAGGAGGCCCUGGGGGCCGCCACGAGGCCUCUCGCCACGGCCAGUCAUCCAGAAAUGAUGGCCAGAGCAGGACGGGGGUGAGUUGGGGUCUACACCAUACAGACACGUCCCAGGGAAGGCCUUCUCUUUCAUCCGGCUCUUCAAGGCUAGAGCAAGGGGGACAGUACUUGAGGCAAGAUGAGACUCAACUGCCCAGAACCUCUGAGAAGGAACCCUGGAAGAGUCAACAUACAGGACACCAGGACCAGGAGGUCAGGCCGAGUGCAUUUGGGCCAGGAGAAGACAUUAGGCAACUACGCUUCCAGGUUCCUUCUCACAGGAUUGUCUUGGACAAGACAGAAUAUUCUGGGGUUCAGGUCACUCUGGGGCAGAUGGUUCGGUUCUUCUGUAUGGCAGGUGCCAGCCCUGAUGUGAAAUGGCAGAAAAACGGGAAGCCCAUCAGAUCAUCAGAUAGGUACCGUCAGCAGCCAGAUGGCUCCUUGCUCAUCAAUUCAGUGAGUGAAGAUGACGCUGGCACCUACACCUGCAGUAGUUCUACUGGAGGCCAGGAGAGCAGUCGCCACGUUCAACUCUGGAUCACAGGGGACGAUAGGGAAGCGCCUGCAGAGGCUGAGAGGAAUCUCCCUCGGAUCCAGGACCACCGACACCUAGAUUUUGGCAUGGAAGGAGGUGGGCAGGGUCAGAGGCUCAGCUCCCACAGGCCCCAUCAGCCAGGGUCCAGGUUGAGCUUUGACAGGAAUCAGCCAGGAGUGGUGGAUGUCAGUGUGGGUCAGCGAGUCCAACUGCCCUGUCGAACAUUUGGCUACCCUCCCCCAAUCAUUGAGUGGCAGAAGGAUGGACAGCCUCUCCCUUCUCCCAGACACCAACAGCAGCCAGAUGGCUCCCUGGUCAUCAGUCGUGCUGCUAUGGAGGAUGGUGGCUUCUACACCUGCAUUGCUUUCAAUGGACGAGAAAGAGACCAGCGCUGGGUCCAGCUCAGAAUUCUGGGAGAGUUGAAGAUUAUAGGACUACAACCCUUGGUUACAGUGCCUGAGGGAGAAGACGCCCAGCUCCAUUGUGUGGUGAUAGGAGACAAUGUGAAUGUGAGAUGGUCCAGCUGUGGAACCGCCCAGGGACCCUGGCAGGGAGUGCAUUGACCAGCCAGAGCUCGCCAAUUGUGACUUGAUCCUGCAAGCCCAGCUUUGUGGCAAUGAAUACUACUCCAGCUUCUGUUGUGCCAGCUGUUCCCGCUACCAGCCCCAUGCCCGUCCUGUCUGGCAACAGGGAUGAAAGCUGUCUCCUGCCCUCACUCCCAAACACUGUGGCUGGGGAGAAGGAAGACAUGCCAACCAGAGUGGGGUGGGCAGAAGGUAAACACAACUGUCCGCUCUAUAGCAGACUGUCCUUUCUAAAAACCCAUCCGUUGUAAAGCUACUGUAGCAUCAGCAGCUGGGAUAAGCUCCUGCCCUAAUCACCUGUGCUUUCUUUGUUUGCUCUUCAGACACAAUCAUGUCAUUUUGUAAUGAGAUUGCUUAGAUGAAAAUGGAAGCCUGCUAUUUCCCACAGCAAGCUCUAGGGGACAGGACUACUACAUGGUAUUUUGAUUAUUUUUUUGGAAGAAAGUUUCUGCUGCUCUCAAUGACCUACAUUACUAAUGCUGGCUGAGUUAACACACAUCUUGUAUAAGGAUCAAUAACUCUGCUGCAUCUGAACCAUAGCUAGCUUGGGCCUAACCUUUCUUUGAGGCCACGUCUGACACUGAUCUGAGCUUUUUCCACAGCCCUAAUGCUCUGCAGCCUAGAUGGCUUCCGAUAUCAUACAAACUCAUCUUAAAGCCUUCUCUGAAGAGAUAGGGUUUGAAUCUGUUUCUCCCCUUUGGAACAUGGACCUUGUAGCCUUGAUCAUGAGGGGGGAUUCAUUCUGCAUCUGCCUUUCCUGCUGACGGUCAUCUCACACAGAUCCAGGUUAAACUGCUCCAAUAAACCCAAAGCUGUCCCAUACCCUAAGGAUGCAAAGAAGACCAGAACCAAAUAAAGCAGGAAUCUCCAAAGUAACUGUGUUCGAAACACUGAACCACAAAAUUAACAGAGCACCAGGCGUUAACAGAAGGCUGAGCACAGCUGCCUCGACUAUGUGGCUAACUCCCAUGUAGGAUUGGCAGAACACCUGGAAUCUUGUCUCCAAAUGGAAACACAAGCCCUGGAUGUGGUGUGGCUUUGAAAAAGAUGGCUCUCAUCUGGGACAGCAUCUUCCUCCGUUACCAUAGCUGGGCACUGGUUAGAAAUGGAACCAACUGCAUCAUGGGUGACUAUUUCUCAGUCUACCUUCCUUCCUUUUGUCAUUCCAGGGAGAACACAGUCUGUGGGGAAGAUUUUCUUACUUUGAUAAUAUUAACUGUUAGGAACUGUAUUAUCACGAUUUCUUUUUACUUGUCACAGAUUCUACAGAUACUGGAAAAUAAAGUCCAUUUUCUUACACUUA
This is a messenger RNA of Vombatus ursinus (common wombat), 5208 nucleotides long. RefSeq names its product papilin, proteoglycan like sulfated glycoprotein (gene PAPLN). The record is from RefSeq and is a predicted model, not a curated record. Gene Ontology annotation, cellular component: extracellular matrix. Gene Ontology annotation, molecular function: serine-type endopeptidase inhibitor activity; metalloendopeptidase activity. The transcript has 29 exons. Gene Ontology annotation, biological process: extracellular matrix organization. Bases 81 to 3884 code for a protein of 1267 amino acids. NCBI's taxonomy places the organism in Eukaryota, Metazoa, Chordata, Mammalia, Diprotodontia, Vombatidae.